AGGCAUGACACAGUCGAGAAGUGCAUGUUUCAGGAGCGAGUUACCCUCAACUGAAUCCGUUACCAGACUUUGUAACGUUCUAAAGUUGACAAGGGGAGGUAAUAAAGUUGCGCUGUUGAACUGCGAGGAUGGAAUCGUGUCUAUGACUGCUGAUUCCAAAUCUAUCAUCGCUCAUUUUCAGGAGGACGAUAUCUUGAUGACGUUCUACCGCAACAUGAUAACUUCCAGCCCAGUUCCCGACUUGAAAGCAACUCUAGCUCAACUAUCCAUAUCAUUGCUUCUCAAGCUACUGCCUUUAUUAUCAGAAAACAGCUUAACUCGGUCAGGUGCUAUCAAUAAAUUAUCACGAUGCCUUCAGAUUAUUGAGGAAACUGUUGAGGAGUCAAGUUUUAAACUUUCCAUUAAAAACACGGUUCAUUUGAGGAGUGUUAUCGGUGCUGUUAUCAGCCCCAAAUUAUCAAAAGUUUUGAGUUAUCCCAAACAACGUUUCCUGAUAUCUCUAGUACUUGAAGCGUAUAUCAGUUGUAUUUCUGCAAAUAACUAUCCUAAUAUUAGAUUGAUAACCUCUGGACAUUGUGGCGAUAUAACAGAUUCACGCUUUUAUCACGGUAUCGUUUUCCCUUUACAAAGAACCAGCGAUUAUAAAGAUUUUCCGGGAAAAGAAAACUUGUCAGUUGUGGUGUUCAGUUGCUGUAUUCCCCAAGAACUCGAGUCUUACGAAGGUGAAACCUUUACCUUUUGUUAAUAUGAACACAGAUUUGGAGAAUGUUCUCGUAGAAGAAUCAAUCAAAUUAAUCGAAGAUUUUCUGCAAAGUAGGACGGUUAAUGUUGUUUGUUGCCAGAAAGUUGUACAUCAUCGAGUGAAAACUUAUCUUGAAUCAAAAGGCAUCAUGGUAUUGGAGCGACUUUCUGUUAUGUAUGCAGAAGAUCUGGCCACUUUGUGUAGAACUAGCUUAUCUCCGAGUAUUAGUCACUGGAAUAUUGGGUUUGUUCAAUGUGUGCAGCGACUGGAGGUUGGGGGUAAGAAGUUCCUGCAUUUUCAACCUACUGAUACGACUCAUUUUGGUGUUAUUAUUCUACAUUCACUGACGAAAUGUAUCUCGGAAGAGAUGGAACUGUGUAUAAAUCAGAGUCUACUAUCAUGUAACAACGCACUAUCAGCACAAAGUUUGGUACAUGGUUCCUCUUGUUUGUAUUCUACACUUUUAUCUAGACUUUCGCUGGAGUCCCAUGAUUCAGUCAUCAGAGCUGUUUCUGCUACUUUAUCAGAGUUCUGUCCAAAGGAAAGUACUCUAGUCUGUGGUAAUGGACAUGUCUGGGAGCUUGAGCAGACUCCUUCAGAGGAUAACUUCAUUUCAGACCGGUGUUUGUGCAGAAGUUACCGAGCUGUCGGUGAUCUUGACACAGAAAACUUCACUCCUCUAUCUGAUUACACAACCUCUGUCACAUACAAACAAACAGACAAACCAACACCCCUUAAUCUGGAGUAUGAGCAGGGAAAUGAUAAGGUUUUACACCCUACCAAUGUGGUACUGGAAGUGUUCAGAAAGGCAUUCCAGAUAUUGGAAGUUUUGUGUCAAUCAGAGCUACCUGUUUUAGUUUAAUGAACAGAGAGAGAGAGUUUAAUGCGAUUUUGUUAACUUUAGUGUUUAGUAUUUAUUGAUUUAAUGUGACUUAUUUUAAAGAUCUAUGUUAAAAGUUUGGAUAUGUACAUUGUACAACGAUUGUUGACUUUUUUGAAGAUUGCCAAGAAUUUUGUAAGUAUCAAUAUCGACAGAUCUUUGGCCAAUUAAAACAAUUCCAAAUAUAGAUAUUAAUAUGUUGGGAAUCUUUCCAAUUGAACAAAGAUCUGUCCAUGAGAAAAGUUAAACUUUUGCGCUAUGCUCAAUACCUCGGUAGACUAUUUG
Bolinopsis microptera is the source of this 1907-nucleotide messenger RNA. RefSeq lists its product as uncharacterized. The coding region runs from base 747 to 1604 and encodes 285 amino acids. Gene Ontology annotation, biological process: intracellular transport; cilium assembly; chaperone-mediated protein complex assembly. The record is from RefSeq and is a predicted model, not a curated record. Gene Ontology annotation, cellular component: cytoplasm; kinociliary basal body; nucleus. The transcript has 5 exons. Lineage: Eukaryota; Metazoa; Ctenophora; Tentaculata; Lobata; Bolinopsidae. Gene Ontology annotation, molecular function: ATP binding.